Poecilia reticulata (guppy) is the source of this 1087-nucleotide messenger RNA. Its product is annotated as anionic trypsin-2-like. The record is from RefSeq and is a predicted model, not a curated record. Lineage: Eukaryota; Metazoa; Chordata; Actinopteri; Cyprinodontiformes; Poeciliidae. Gene Ontology annotation, biological process: proteolysis. Gene Ontology annotation, molecular function: serine-type endopeptidase activity. Gene Ontology annotation, cellular component: secretory granule.
CUGCAGACAUUCACAGGAAGCUGGACCAGCAAUGGCUCUGCUGAAAGUUCAUCUGCUGCUGCUGCUACUGGGUGUUUUAGUGAACUCAGUUGUUUCUCUGCAGAAGAGAAUCAUUGGAGGUCAUGACUGUGAUGACAAGGAGCGUCUUUACCAUGUUCGACUGGAGAACAACGACGGAGAGAAAAAGUCACACUGUGGAGCAUCUCUGAUCCACCCUGAGUGGAUCUUGACUGCAGCUCACUGCGUUGAGUUAGAGACAGGAUGGCAUAACAUACCAAUGUUCAAAGUUCAUCCACGUACUGCUAAACAGCAGAAUCAGGUAAUCCGACACCCUCCUGUGAUCUAUUCUUCUGGCCAGUUCCAUGACAUCAUGUUGCUGAGGCUUCGGAGACCAGUAACAGACGUCCCACCUGUUCAGCUACCAAAUUGCAACAAUCGUCUCAAAGUAGGCGAUACAGUUCAGCUGGCAGGAGAGGGAGGAACGACAACCGGCCCCAAUAAUCUGCGAAUAUUCAUGCCUCCUGAUUCAUACCGUCUUCAGUGUGUCGACAUGAAAGUUGUUGGUGUUUCCGAGAUCAAGCCGGGAAGUGGGCAUAUAUUCUAUACUUCAGAAGCGAACAGGGAUAUAAGUUCAGCCGACUCUGGUUCAGGAGUGAUCUUCAACAACAUGAUUUAUGGCGUCAUUUCUCAAGCUCCACUAACCCAUGCAUUUCUGGGUCCUAUUGCUGUCAUGGACGUGUGUGGAUACAUGGAUUGGAUAAAACAAACAAUUGCGCUUAAAUAAAACAAUCAUGAAAUAAAAUUCUCAUCAAACUUCCUCUCAGAUAUAAUGUCAUAAUCCGACAUUAUGACAUGUCUGAUUAUGACAUGUCAUAAUUCGACAUGUCAGAUUAUGACAUGUUCUACAUGUUCUACAAACAUGUUCUACAACAUGUUUGUUGUAGAACAUGAUCAUGAUGUUCUACAACAAACUGUUGUAGAACAUCAGUUUGUUCUACAAGUUUGUAGAAUUAGGAUGAAUGAAUAGUUUUGGUUUUUUUCAUCUGAUCUUGAUGUCCUAAUGGAGCUUUCUCAAUAAAUGAAUGAA